GCAAUCGGGCGGAAGGUGGUGUACACCCUGGACAAGUAGCCAUCGCAUCACAGGGCCAACACAGAUAGACAGACAACAUUCACACUCACAUUCACACACUAGGGACCAUUUAGUGUUGCCAAUCAACCUAUCCUCAGGUGCAUGUCUUUGGAGGUGGGAGGAAGCUGGAGUACCCGGAGGGAACCCACUAUCCUGUUUUGUCAAUAGUUACUGUACAUAUUGGGAUUUUUUUCAUUUAUUGAUCGGUAAUCGCACACAAUACGAUAAGUAACUUUGAUAACAUCUGUUGAGAAUUGGCGCUAUAGCAACAAACUUGACCAGCCGGUUUCAUACUUGCCAACCCUCCUGAUUUUCCUGGGAGAGUCCCGCAUUUCAGUGUCCCUCCCGAAAAUCUCCCUAGGCCACCAUUCUCACGAAUUUCUCCCGAUUUCCACCCGAACAACAAUAUUGCUAAACCAUCCUUCACUGGGCGCUGUUUCCGGCCGGACAAUAACAACGGUUACACCUCAAAGUCAAGCGCGGCAAUCAGAACAGGAGACGAAGUAGAAGAAGAGUCGUGGCGAAGACGAGUAAGAAGAAAAAGUACGCUUGCAAGUUCCAAAAUGAUUGGAAAAAAGAAUUUCAGUUCAUCCAGAACAGCUUGAAGGGGAAGGACUAUGCUGCCUGCAAAAUUUGUAGAUCAGACUUCUCCAUUGAACAUGGUGGCCGAACGGAUAUAGUCAUUAAUGAACGGUCAGAAACGCAGCAUUGGUCACAGCCCAGUAUUAUAGGCCACCUUGCUAAAUGGAGACCCGAGGGUGUAACUUAUGUCGAGACAAAGAUGGCUACGCUGAUAACUGCAAGCAACAUCCCGUUCUCAUUUUCGGAUGUUUUCAACAAAUCCGUGAAAGAUAUGUUCCCGGAUUCAGAGAUCGCUCGCCAGUACUCAAAUGGCAGAACAAAGGCCAAUCAAAUAGUGAAAGAGACUACACAGACUGUGUGGCCAGAAAAGUCCAAUGAAACGCAUCUUGAUGCAGAGGAAAUUCAAGAAAAGGAAGAUUCCUGUGUUGAUCAGCCAAGCUCAGGAAAGGAACUAUCUGAGAACCAAGUGGGAAAUGUGGACUUGGAUGGGGUUGAAGACAACGACAAGCACGCUGAGUUAACAUCAACGCCAAAAAAGUGUCGUUUGGAGUGCAAAGAGUGUGGAAAGCGCUUCACCCGGCGUGAAAUGUUCUACCUUCACCGCCACUAUCAUGCUCACAAGGAUGAACUCAUGCCGCUCACUUGUAAAGAAUGCGGCCUGUCAUUUAGUGACCGCAGGAGCCUUAUGAAACACAGACAUGAACAUAAAGAGGAGGAGGAGCCAAAGUAUGAAGAGGAGAGUGGUUUUCAGUGUGCAGAAUGUGAGAAGAUUUUCUCUUCAGUGCGAAAGCUGCGGUCCCACAAAUGCAUCGAAUCAGAUGACAAGCCUUUCCGCUGUACACUGUGCCGUCAGGAGUUCCAAUCAAAAGUGUCUAUAACCAAGCACAUGUUGAACCACUCGCUGGAUGAAGGCUUUAAAUGUAAAGAGUGUGGUAAACGCUUCCCAGAAUACAGGAUCAUGCGUGUCCACCAACGAUGUCACCCUAACUUUAAACCCUAUGAAUGCCCCGAGUGCGGCAUGGUUUUUAAAUACCAAUCUGUCAUGGAAGACCACCGUCGCAAGCACACUGACAAGCAACCCCCUCACCUGUGCAACAUUUGCGGUAAGACUUUCAAGUACAGCGGUCUCUUUCAACAGCAUCAGUAUCUGCACACCGGUGAGAAGGCCUUCAGCUGUCCUGAAUGUGGUAAAAAAUUUGCUUUUGCUCAGAAUGUGAAGGCACACUGUCGCCUGCACAGACUGUGCCAAACCAACCCACUUCCCUUUAGUGAGCAGCCCACCAAGCAGACCUCUUUGUCCGCACCGGUGCAAAGGAAAGAGAAUGCACACCAGAGUGAAGACCCAAAACACACUUUUAACUGUCCUCUUUGUCCCCAGACGUGCAGCACCCCGGCCAACCUGAGAGCCCACAUGCUUAUUCAUGAGGUGGAGUAUGAGACACUGGAGAGAAGCACAGAGACGCCUCCAGAGGUUAAAAAGGUUUGGGACAAAGGGCACACCUGUCCACACUGUCCAUCUACUUAUCGUGAUGAGAUAAGUUUACGAUUACACAUUUUGAAAAGCCACAAGUAUGUAGCACAAGAUUCAGAUAAAGUGGCUGCUGUCUCCUCCAAAGAAUCGAAACCUCUAAUCAGUGAAAAUGCCCUUGCAAAAUUAAAAAAUGAAAGCUUAGCUAUCAGGCCGUACAAGUGCCCUGAGUGUGAAAAAACAUUCCGCCAUCGCUCAGUCUUAGAAUUGCACAUGCGCAUACAUUCCAAGGAUAAGCCAUACCAAUGCAACGUGUGUUUCAAAGGCUUCCGGUUCAGCAACUAUUUGCAGCAGCAUCUCGUCAUCCACUCGGGCAAAAAGCCGCACAAAUGUCCCGACUGUGGGAAGGAUUUUGCCUUCUUGCAGAAUAUGAGAACCCAUCAGAAGCUGCAUCGGGAAAAACCCUUCCGUUGCACUGGUUGCAGCAAAGGCUACAGCAGUGACCUGCAACUGCAGCGCCACAUGCUCUCGCAUAAUGGCGAGAAGCCCCAUAAAUGCCACCUCUGUGAGAAAAGCUUUAGCCUGGCGUAUCUGCUCCGCGAUCACAUAAACACUCACACGGGGGAACGGCCCCAUCACUGUGGUGAGUGCAACAAAUCCUUUUGUUGGUUGAGCAGCUUGCUAGUGCACCAGAAGAUUCACUCUCGCAAGCGCCAAAGUCAGAGUCAUUUUUUCACCACUGCUGGAAGAGUGAGAGGCAGAGGAAGGAGAGGGGGGAGGCUGACAAGGGGUUUGUCUAGACGGUUAGGGGGGCUCCUUUAUGAUGAUCUGCAUAGAGAGGCGGACCCAAAGUCACAAUAUUCCAUGAUGUCCUCUCAUCAGGAAUUGCUGGUGAGGAAUCGGGAGGAAGGAUUGCUUUCUGACCUACACCAGACCCGUGUUCAAUGGAAGGUUGACGGUGAAGAAGUGAUACCUUUUCAGUCAUCACAGCACUUGCAAGAGUUUGCCAGCCCACGACAAGAGAGACCCUCUGAAUCUUCUGCACAGAAAAGAUCCAGCCCCUCACGAGUGGAUGAGCUAUCUGCGCCCAGAGCUUAUUUUUCUGCUUCCUCUGGUUCUUUGCAAGUAGGCUCUGUUGGGUCAUCAUCCUUCAUGAAUGGUGCGGUGUUGUGGAGUGUCCAACCUCCUCAUUUUGGUCAAGAGCUACAGUCACUUAAAUUGUCCACAGCUCCGGUGCCAACACAAAAACGGGAGACUUCCACGCAAGCACUAUCGCUGACUGUUAACCAGCUUGAGAAGUCCCAGAUAGAUGCUGAGGCGGACAAGCAGAGAGCUGAAUGCAUAGUAGAUAUACCAACCACAUCUCAGAUAGACCAAAGCAGCCCCAUGCCACUAUUGACUCCUGUUUCUCAAGGGGAAGUUCGCUCCUUGUGGGACAUUCAAGCCCCACUGGGGAUUUCAGGCAAAAUGAACUUACCUGUGAAGCAGGCAGCAGUAACGGCAGCAACUUGGACCAAUAUACAGAGUCAAAAUGCCACACGGCAACUUCCCAUCCCCUUCCAUCAUUUUGGCCAGGGGAUAGGCACUGCAGUCUGGGGCUUCCAAAAUAAUCAUUCUCUUCUCACUGGACAGCUCAAACCAGGGAGUGCACAGGAGCUACAGCAGCAAACUUUGGUCGCUGGCAGUCAGAUCAUCCUCAAUCAGCCAAACCCCUUCUUCUCACCACCACUCACCCCGCUCUCUGCACUGGCUUUGUCUGGCACACACCCUCUUCACACUGUCACCAUCAAUGCACUACAGAGACCACCCCACCCAAAUAUCUUCUUUACCCCGCAGGGUGUCAUGACCAAGAGGCCACCCAUGCCACAAACCCUGCCCCUAUCUCAGCUCACCUCACAGGCUGAUGCUCACAAACUCGGAGUUUCCCAUUUGCCCUUUUCACCUGACCGACUCAUGCAGUGCAUGAUAUGCGGCAUCUCUUUCCCACAGGAACUUGAUCUACAAAUGCAUUACUUACAACAUGCACAAGGACAGAUUUGACUUUUCUAGUUUCGAUUUUUGUUUCAUCUAUUAUUCUGACUCUCGCUUGUGUAUUUUGAAUGGGCAUUGGAUGUGAAAAACCUAAAUUAGACUGCACACUUUUUUUAUUUCACUCACAGUUAGACUACAAAUACCAUUGGUUUAGCUUAUACUGUUGAGACUAAAGGUUUAAAUAAACUGUGUAAACAUUUUCUCACUUUUUUAAAUUAAAUUAGUUUCAACAUUUGCUUUAGGUCGUCAGGAUUAUCCAUGUUAUAUCUUUAAAGCUGCAAUUAUUUAAAAUAUAAUAUUUUAGAGUGUCAGAAGUUAACAUACAUUUCCUUAGUAUUUAGUAGCAAUGCCUAAAGUGUAUGACUUGGGUCAAGAGUUUUGGUAAUCUUUCCACAAGUAACUCACAAAAGUUUGCUGAACUUCAGCCCCAUUCUCACAGACAGGACUGGUGUUGCUACAUCAGGUUUCAAAUCAAACCACAAAUAUUCUAUAGGAUUGAGUUUAGGGAUUUAAGGUGGCCAUUCUAAAACAUUACCUUUGCUGUCCUUAAGCCAUUCUGUAACUUUGUCAUGUAUUUUUCUCUUUGUUACAGCAAAGAUUAACCAACUCAGACCUGGCCAUUAUUAAUAGAAUAAUAAGAGUUAAGAGAAAGAAUCAUAAAAUAGCUACACAAAACAACUACACUGUGAACGCACACGUCUGAAAACCAGAAAUGAUGCAAUACAUGUCAUUAUCCAAAGGAGGAGAGGAGUCUAUUGCCUGACACCUGUUUUAAAAUGGUUGUAUCACAAUUUAUGUGCCAAACUACAUAUUUUGAUAUAAAUUGUUAUUGCAGGGCGCAAUAUUGUUUUUAGGCCACAUUGCCCAUCCAUAGUCCUGGGAAGAUAUAUUAUUUUUGUGGGACACAUAAUCUGUCUCAUCCCUGAACAGUACAAUGACUGGACAUUCCCAUGUUUGUAAUUGUGAAUUGAACAGAUGAAUGUGGCACCUUCAAGUAUCUGGAACGUGCACUCAAAAAUAAACUAGACUUGUGGAGCUCCACUGUUUUCUUCCUGAUAUCUUGGCAUCAUUUUUAGAUUUUCCCACCAUAAUGUCAAAGAAGAAAGCAAUGUGUUUGAGGUGUGGCCCUAAAUUACAUGUACACAUGUACCUCCAUUUAAUCAAAGCAAAUGCUUAAAAAUAGUAUCUCUUUCAUUAUUGCAGCAUUUAUCAAAUAUGGUUUUACAAAUGCAGAAAUGCUCCAGCACCCUCCUGACCUCAAAAGGGACAAGCGGUAGAAAAUGGAUGGAUGGAUGAGUAGAGUGGCCGGGCCAACAACUUGAGGGUUCUAGGUUCGAUCCCCGCAUCCGCCAUCCCAGUCACUGCCGUUGUGUCCUUGGGCAAGACACUUUACUCACCUGCUCCCAGUGCCACCCACACUGGUUUAAAUGUAACUUAGAUAUUGGGUUUCACUAUGUAAAGCGCUUUGAGUCACUAGAGAAAAAGUGCUAUAUAAAUAUAAUUCACUUCACUUCACUUUACUAAUUCUAAUUGACCGACAACAUGAAAAGCUUAGUCUGAUUUAAUGUCGGACUUAAACAUAUUUGUGCUUUUUACAGUGUAUGUUAGGCUUCUGAUUUCAAUUCUGUAUGUAGUAGUUUCACUUUGUAGAAUAAUAAUAAUAUGCAAUUUCAACCUGAACCAGUGGGAUUCUACACUGCAUUUCAUUUUAUGUCAAUGUUAGAUUUAUAAAUUUUUAACUUAGUUUUGUUCCAUGUUCUAAACUGUUGUCCCCAUGUACAGUAUACAGUGUACCUUUUUAUGAGUAAAGUCUGCAUGUCUGCUAAGGUUGGUAUUCUAUUCUGCCGAGUUCAUACUCAGACUGAACUAUGACUUCACUCUUUAGAACUGUCCUCCAUAUACACUGAAAACAUCCCUAUCGAACACCUGUCCUCCAUAUACACUGAACACAUCCCUAUCGAACACCUGUUCUCCAUAUACACUGAACACAUCACUACCCUCGCAAUUAUCAUGUUUAGGACUCAAUGUUAAUCAUUGGUAACGUUCUCAUGGUGAGUUGAGAAAACAAAGUAUGCUAACACAGCUUGUGAAUAUCCAAUCAUAACAAGGUUUAUUAUUUUAAGUAAUGUUUUUAGAAGUUACUUUAUAAAAGUAGCAAGUAAUUUAUUCACCUCUCAUUUACCAUUUCAACAAGGAACAGCUAUUGUUUCAUACAAAUAAUGCCACUGAUAAAUAUAUUAUUCAUAAAUGCUGUAUAAGUUUAAAGUACAUCACUGUUAAACUAUUAUUUGAACUGACACCACAAGAUUAAAGAAGGUGAAAAAUAGGACAUGACAUGCUAUACCUCUGUCCUUUGUUUUUGCAUUGAAUAAAAGUCUUCCUGUGAUAUCUUC
Messenger RNA from Nerophis lumbriciformis (worm pipefish), 6513 nucleotides. RefSeq lists its product as uncharacterized. Gene Ontology annotation, cellular component: nucleus. The record is from RefSeq and is a predicted model, not a curated record. Lineage: Eukaryota; Metazoa; Chordata; Actinopteri; Syngnathiformes; Syngnathidae. Gene Ontology annotation, biological process: regulation of transcription by RNA polymerase II. Gene Ontology annotation, molecular function: DNA-binding transcription factor activity, RNA polymerase II-specific; RNA polymerase II cis-regulatory region sequence-specific DNA binding.